Penicillium canescens is the source of this 691-nucleotide messenger RNA. RefSeq lists its product as uncharacterized. NCBI's taxonomy places the organism in Eukaryota, Fungi, Ascomycota, Eurotiomycetes, Eurotiales, Aspergillaceae. The coding region runs from base 41 to 583 and encodes 180 amino acids. The record is from RefSeq and is a predicted model, not a curated record. The transcript is spliced from 3 exons.
UUAUUGAAUUGAUUCCUCGGCUUUGUCUCGAGUUACAACCAUGAGCUUUCUCCGCCAGUCAGUUUUACACGCACCAAUGCCACGACCUCUCCGGCUCGGAACUGUUGGGCUUCGGCCAACUCGGCCAACGUCUAGCCGGAGAUGUAUGGCUACAAGUGGACCGGAAAGGCAGCAAGCUGUUCCCCGAUGGUUAAUAGCCUUAUUUGGGCUCGGCCUUCCGAUCUCGUUCUACUUUUGGCAAAGGGGCGGGAAACAGAAACCUAAGACCAAUGUAGUUCGCGAAGAACAACGAGGAGCACGGGGGGCCAAUCAAGAGUAUACCGAUGGUGCAGAGGGAAAUGAGGGCAAUGAGCCACAUCACAAGGGAAAGGGACAAGGCUCUCGUUCAUUCGAUGAUGACAAGCCUCGAGGCGUGGGCUCCGCGGGCGGUCCAACUACCAUGUCGUUCAAGCAGGAGGGUCUUUCGAAUGCGAACACUAUGAAUCCAUAUAUCAACGAGCCUGGAAAAAGCAAAAAGGGGGAGGAAGAGACUGAGACUGUGAAGGUAAAGGGUACUGUGAGGACCGACAGACCCCAGGUGUGAUGUAAGAGAUAUCUCGAGCUUAUGGCAAAAUCAUUUAUUCAUAUGUUUGUCAAGAUAGAGCAGAAAGUAAAGAUAAAAACUUGUGACUGAAGUGCAAUCACGUACUGU